AUGGAGUGUGCCAACCGCACAGGUGUAGUGUCUUGGGAACUGGGAGAGCACAUUGCCUCCUACCUGGUCCAAGCAUCCAGCCCAGAUGGGCAUCAAACAUAUUGUAGCAGCCCCACCACCAGCUGCAGAUUAGCUAGCUUACACUGUGGCCAAGCCUACAACCUCACACUUACUGCUCAGGACAGCCACUGUAACAGCCAAAACGCCUUUUCACAAUUACAGUCAGUUCCAUGUGAACCUACCAAUGUGCAGGCUUCUCUUGUUUGCCUCUCUAACUCUGCGGCUGUGACAUGGCAAAGUGCCAGUGGGGCAUUAUCCUACCAGGCUGGGGGUAUCACUGUAGACGGCUUCCAUAAGUCCUACUGCAAUAGCAAUGUGACACACUGUAACCUAGAGCAUCUGCUCUGUGGAAAGACUUAUAACGUGUCUGUGCUAUCUAUGGACCACGCAUGCAGCAGCAAAGAAAGUUUGUUCACACAACUGCAUACUGCACCCUGUCCUCCUCAGGCCGUCAAUGUUAAGGUGAACUGCUCUGCUGGCUCAUUAAUGGUCACAUGGCCGGCCAAUCCAGAUGCAGAAUCUUUCCAUGUGAGGGCACAAACCAGUGAUGGAUCUUUUCUGGCAUGCGAUUCCACUAGCACCAGCUGUUCAAUCAGUGGCUUGCCAUGCGGACAGUCAUAUUCUGUCACUGUAACAUCUGUCAGGAGUGGCUGUGAAAGCCAGCCCAGCACAGCAGUUAAUGUGACCUCAGCUCCUUGUGUUCCUCAAGGAGAGGUAGCUAACCUGGACUGUGUUAGUAACUCAGCUUGGGUGACUUGGCUACAAGCAAAGGGGGCAGAUUCUUAUUCUGUACUUGGCGUGGAGAAGGGUGGAGCCAACUCCAGCUGCUCGGCUGCAAAUCUGCACUGCAAUGUCCCCGACCUGCUCUGUGGAGCCACGUACACCUUCCACAUUACUGCUGUAAACUCAUUCUGCAGAAGCGAACCUGGCAACGCCUUCCAGAUUCAGACAGCUCCAUGUGCCCUCACCUCCAUCACUGCACGCACAGACUGUUACAGCAGCCAUAUCACAGUUAACUGGCAGCUGAAUGAGGGAUCUUCCUUUUAUGUGGCUACAGCUGAAGGUAAUGACCAAAGCAUUUUGAUGUGCAACAGCACUGGCACGUCCUGUGACCUCUCUGGAGCAAAGUGUGGAAUGCAGUACACCAUUAUAAUUUCCGCAUCCUCCGACAAAUGCAGCAGCAUGCGGAGUCCACCCUUUAAGAUGCAAACAGAAUCUAACAACGAACCCAGUGUGUGA
Molecule: messenger RNA, 1299 nt
Organism: Puntigrus tetrazona (Sumatra barb)
Lineage: Eukaryota; Metazoa; Chordata; Actinopteri; Cypriniformes; Cyprinidae
Product: fibronectin type III domain-containing protein 7-like
Exons: 6
Coding region: 1-1299 (432 amino acids)
Molecular function (GO): protein binding
Source: RefSeq, a predicted model, not a curated record